This is a messenger RNA of Drosophila kikkawai, 3584 nucleotides long. RefSeq names its product Allatostatin C receptor 2 (gene AstC-R2). Gene Ontology annotation, cellular component: plasma membrane; neuron projection. The record is from RefSeq and is a predicted model, not a curated record. NCBI's taxonomy places the organism in Eukaryota, Metazoa, Arthropoda, Insecta, Diptera, Drosophilidae. Gene Ontology annotation, biological process: G protein-coupled receptor signaling pathway. Gene Ontology annotation, molecular function: somatostatin receptor activity; peptide binding.
CUCUUAUAAAUUAACAAAAAGUUAAUAUUAGAAAAGUGUUUCCUCUAACUUUACAAAUAAUCUGAAUAAAUCACCGAGAAAAUAAGGAAAUUUUUGCCCUCCCAAGAAACGCAAUUUUCUCAAGAAACCUCUACAUACCCACAGGAUGUGAACUCUCGGGCAUAAAGUAUGGAAAGAAUAUCAAAAUAUUUGCCAUUUAGCUGGUUGAGGCGUCAUCAAACAGGCAGCCGACCGCCGACUGGAAAUUAGCAAGAGACCGUUGACCAGUUGCAGCUACCCAGGACCCGUAAAAGAGGGGCCAGGAUGCGGCGACGGUGGGGCGAUAUGAAAGGAUAUUCGAGACCAAAUGGGCCAGCUGCUGACCGCAGCAACAGCGGCAGCAUCAGGAUCGCGACCAACGGCAAUGUCCUUUCUGGCAUUCUGUUAUUUGUGCUGACAGCGCUGACACUAACGAGCUUAAUAACGCCCACAGAGCAGCUGACAGUGGCGCCAAAUGGAACCACUCAGGGGCAGGAGCAGGAGCUGGAGUCCCUUUCUGUGGACUUGUACAAAACCAUAAACGGCAAUCUGUCGGGCCCGAAUGGAACAAUGGGGCCGCCGGCGACGCGUCUGCACCUGAACCACAAGCUGCGACCGCCGCCGGACAAUGGCAGCAGCCAGUAUCCCGACUACGAGGACGAUGAUGUGGGUCCGGAUUGCUCGUACAGCUACAACUUUAUCCUGAAGCUCAUCACGAUGAUCCUGUACGCCUUGGUCUGCAUCAUUGGUUUGUUUGGCAACACCCUGGUGAUCUAUGUGGUGCUGCGCUUCUCCAAAAUGCAAACGGUCACGAAUAUAUACAUCCUGAACCUGGCCAUAGCGGAUGAGUGCUUUCUCAUAGGGAUACCUUUCCUGCUGUACACCAUGCAGGUGGGCAACUGGUCCUUUGGAAACUACAUGUGCAAGGCGUACAUGGUGAGCACUUCGAUCACCUCGUUCACCUCCUCGAUCUUCCUGCUGAUCAUGUCAGCAGAUCGGUAUAUAGCCGUGUGUCAUCCGAUAUCCUCGCCCCGCUACCGCACUCCUUUCGUGUCCAAGCUGGUGUCGGCCUUCGCCUGGAUGACUUCGGUGCUGCUGAUGCUGCCAGUGAUCCUGUUCGCAAGCACGGUGGAGUCGCGCAAUGGUAAUGUGUCCUGCAACAUCGAGUGGCCAGACACCCAGAACUCGCACACGGACUCCACCUUCAUCCUGUACUCUCUAGUGCUGGGCUUUGCCACUCCCUUAACCUUCAUCCUGGUCUUCUACUGCCUGGUGAUCCGCAAGCUGCACACUGUGGGGCCCAAGCACAAGAGCAAGGAGAAGAAGCGGUCACACCGGAAGGUGACCAAGCUGGUGCUCACCGUUAUCACGGUGUACAUCAUGUGCUGGCUGCCCCACUGGAUCUCCCAGGUGGCCCUGAUUAGCUCGGCGCCCCAGAGGUGUGCCUCUCGCCUGGAGCUGGCCGUGUUCUUGGCCUGCGGCUGCCUCAGCUACUCCAACUCGGCCAUGAAUCCCAUCCUGUACGCCUUCCUCAGCGACAACUUCAAAAAGAGCUUCAUGAAGGCCUGCACCUGCGCCGCCCGCAAGGAUGUCAACGCACAGCUGCAGCUGGAGAACAGCUUCUUCCCCAAGUUCGGCAAGGGACGCCAGUCGGAGAGGCUAAUUGGCGGCGGGGGUGGCAAGGGCAAUGCCCAGCGAGGAUCCCAGGCCAAGAAGAAGGCUUUGGCGGCGGCAAGGAACAACAAUGCUCCAAUGGCCACAGCCACUACAACGACGACCACCACGACGACGGGCACGGAUGCCGUGACCUGUGUCCAGCCGUCCGUUCACCAGAUUCCCGCUGAGAUCCAAGCGGGAGCUGGAACGGGAGCAGCCACCUUGCUGGUGGUGAACGCGGAGACCAACUCCUGUAAGCCGCCGGUGCUGCACACGGACUUAUAAGAGCGGGCUUCGACGAUGCCCCUGGAAACGGUGGUGUUCAUCGCCAGGAGGUGAGUGCAGGCCGAUCUAGAGCCGGAGCUGGAGCUGGAGCUGGACACGGUCCUGGAUCGUCGACUGCUGCACAGGCAGUCGGAGUGCCUGCUGUAGGUUAAGCCUCCUCCAGUGGAUAAUGAUAUUUUGUAUGGAUGAGUCAGAGCCAAGCGAGAACGGAGAAUAGUUGUAGGUUUUUUGUACCUUAAGGAAUCUCAGUUUAAGAGGAAGAAAUUAUAAAAGUAAUUUAAAUAUUUUCUUAAAUAUUUUAAAAUUAAAAAAUGGUAAAAGUAAAUGUCAAAUGAAUAUGAAAUAGAGUGUAGCUUAGAAAUAACUAUAACUUUCUAAACUGAACAAUAAAUUGGAUGAUUUAUACUUUAAAUAUUUAAAAAUUUAAUUUCAAGUUCUCCAAAAAUUACCAUAUAAACUAAUGCUAUUAAAAAAUAAUAUAAAACCCCAUGAAAUACAUAAAACUCUCUCCGUUUUCGCAUUGGCCUGCUAAUAAAAUAAGCCUUCGAAUAAGUUUUCCGUGUUAUUAAGUGUGCAUAAUUUUAUUGUCGUUUUCCAAUUUACAUACUCCGCUAGGCUAAGCUUGUGAAAUCUUUUAAAGUUGCUUAAAGUUAGAUUAAGUCGGUGUGGCUGGUUGUGGAGCACUUGGAUAAUAGAAAAUGCUGGGCGGGGCGUUAGUUUAGCUACUAAAGUAAGCCAAAGAUUUAAUCUUAGAGUUCAAAAAGAGACUUUGAAGAGUGGCAAAUAGAAUAUCAUUUUAAAGAAGUCACCCAUAACCCUAGUAAAACGCAGAAAUAAUUCCAGAAAUGCAAAUAAUUCCAUGGGAAAUAAAACGAGCAAAGUAUUCACAGAAAAAAAAGAACUAAAUAAACUCUACAAAUCGAAUUAAAUUGAAAUGUGAUUGUAAAAAUAAAAAAUGUAAUGGAAAAUAGUUAAACCAAAAAAAAAAGAGUGGAAAAUUUGCAUAACAAUUCAUAAAAAUAAUCUCAAAUGAUGCUUAAUUAACCGUGUAUAUUUUAAUUUACAUUGAGCUAAACGUUUUUUGAGCAUCUGCGGGCAUUAACUCUAUUGUGCGUUCAACCAGACGAUAAUCGAAUUCAAUAAAUGCUAAUAAAGUAAUAAAAAUGCACUUGAAUUGUUGUCAUAAAUAUUAAAUAGUGUCGAAAGGAUAAGCAGCCGCCGGCAAAUAAAUAUACACUCCUCUCCUUUGUUUGCCUAACCCGAAAUAGUUGAAACAACCAAACAAAACAAAAGUGAACCCUUUAAACAAACUCUGGGCAAACUAAUGCCGGAAUUUAUCAUUGACUUGGCUAAUGUAAACAAUAGCCAAAAUUAUCUUUGGGAAAUCACACGAAUGUAUUUGUACUUUUGAAAGUAAACCUAGGCUAAUCAGUACUUAAAACAAACUAUUCAAAACGUGUACUUAAUAAUUGUCCAAGAAAUACAGGAAAAUGUAAGAGAACCCAUACGGUUAAUGUGUAACACUUUUCAAUUUUAAGUGUAACUUGAUUGGAAGCAAGAAUUGCUUGCUCGAAAAAAUAAAUGUAAGUGGAAUUUAAGUGCUUAAAAAUGGAUACUGAAAUAAA